Messenger RNA from Erinaceus europaeus (western European hedgehog), 4955 nucleotides. RefSeq names its product cingulin (gene CGN). The record is from RefSeq and is a predicted model, not a curated record. NCBI's taxonomy places the organism in Eukaryota, Metazoa, Chordata, Mammalia, Eulipotyphla, Erinaceidae. The transcript has 21 exons. The coding region runs from base 90 to 3674 and encodes 1194 amino acids. Gene Ontology annotation, cellular component: myosin complex.
GGGAGGAGGUAGAGCCCAGGGGCAGAGCGGAGCCGCGCGUGCAUCUCUGCGGGAGCCGGAGCCCGAGCCAGGCUGGGGUCCUUCUGCCCAUGGAGCAGGUACCCUCCAUGGCCGAGCCCCGGGGCCCCAUGGACCACGGUGUCCAGAUCCGCUUCAUCACGGAGGCGGUGGGCGAGGCAGACACGGGCACUCUGCGCCGUGGGGGCCGCCGUUUCCCCAAGGACGCACGAGCCAAUACCUACGGGGUGGCGGUGCGCGUGCAGGGCAUUGCGGGGCAGCCCUUUGUGGUGCUCAACAGCGGGGACAAGGGGGGCGACUCCUUCGGGGUUCAGAUCAAAGGGGCCCAGCAGCGGGGGACGCCAGGAGGAGGCCUGAGCCCUGAGUCAGAGCUCCCUCAGAACCCCUACUCCCAGGUUGCCCCGGCACCCUGGCAGGGCAGUGCCUCAGAUGAGGAGCCGGGGGCACCCUCGGGUGGCAGACUGCAGCGCUCACAGUCCCAGGCCUCGCUGUCCGGCGCUCCGCUGGGCCCCGCAGCCCGCAGCACUAGCCUGCUGGAGCUCACCUCGCCUGCACCUGGAGCCCAGACGCCCAGGAGCACUGUCGGGAGCACCAUCGACACAGCGCCGCUAUCCUCUGUGGACUCCCUCAUCAGCAAGUUUGAUGGGCAGCCGGGCAGCCAGAGUCGGGGCCGCACCGGCCGGCGUUCCCGGGCGCUGCCUUCAGAGCAGCGCAAGCGGAGCCAGAGCCUGGACAACCGGCUCCCUAGGGAUGGCCUGGGGUUGCGAGAAAGAGGGUCCCCCACCCGGGUCCCUCCAGGCAGCGCCUCGCAACCUGCGCAGGACCAGAGCUUCAGCCGCUCCCGGCAGACCCAGGAUUGGGUCCUGCAGAGCUUCCAGGAGACAAAGGCCAGAGCACAGGACGCCUCCAUGCUGCAGUUCAAGUCAACUCCAGACCUUCUCCGAGAUCAGCAGGAGGCAGCCCCGCCAGGCAGCGUAGACCAUGUCAGGGCUGCCAUCUACAGCAUCCUGCGAGAGGGGAGUGUGGAGAGCGAGCCCUCUGUGAGGAGGAAAGUCAGCCUGGUGCUGGAGCAGGUGCAGCCGCUGGUGGUAGUGUCUCCUGGCUCUGCCAAGGUCCUGGCAGGGCAGGGGGAACUGGCUCAGAAGGUGGAGGAGCUCCAGCAGAAGCUGGAUGAAGAGGUGAAGAAGCGCCAGAAGCUGGAGCCGUCUCGGGUUGAGCUGGAGCGUCAGCUGGAGGAGAAGGCAGAGGAGUGCAGCCGCCUGCAGGAGCUGCUGGAGAGGAAGAAGGGCGAGACCCAGCAGGGCACCAGGGAGCUCCAGAAGAUGAAGCUGCUCCUGGACCAGGGUGAAAGGGCUCGGCAUGGACUGGAGACACAGGUGAUGGAGUUGCAGGACCAGCUGAAGCGGACCCAGGGCUCUGAGCCUGCCCGGCAGGUGCUCAUGAAGGAGUUGGCAGAGAGCCGGGAGCAGCUGGAAGAGGUGGUGGAGAGCAAGCUGCGGGUGGAGGAGCAGCUACGGCUGCGGGAGCGGGAGCUGACAGCUCUGAAAGGCGCCUUGAAGGAGGAGGUGGCCUCCCGGGACCAGGAGGUGGAGCACGUCCGGCAGCAGUGCCAACGGGACACGGAGCAGCUACGCAGGAGCAUGCAGGAUGCCACCCAGGACCAAGCAGCACUGGAGGCCGAGCGGCAGAAGAUGUCAGCUCUGGUGCGGGGGCUGCAGAAGGAGCUGGAGGAGACCUCGGAGGAGACGGGGCAUUGGCAGAGCAUGUUCCAGAAGAACAAGGAGGAGCUGAGGGCCACCAAACAGGAACUCCUGCAGCUUCGAAUGGAGAAGGAGGAGAUGGAAGAGGAGCUGGGAGAGAAGGUGGAAGCCUUGCAGAGGGAGCUGGGGCAGGCCCAAGCGGGGGCAGGUGACCUUCGCCAGGUGGAGGAGCUCAAGAAGGAACUGUGUCGCACCCAGAAGGAGCUGGAGGAGCUGCAGGCGGAGCGGCACAGCCGGGAGGUGGCUGGGCGCCAGCGAGAGCGAGACAUGGAGAAACAGUUGAGAGCAGAGGCUGAGCGGGCUCAGGGGCUAGAGCAGCAGAACCAGCAGCUGCAAAAGACCCUCCAGCAACUGAGACUGGACUGUGAAGAGGCUUCCAAGGCAAGGGGAGCUCAGGUGGCAGCAGAGGCAGAGUCAGCAGUGCUGGGGCAGCGUCGGGCAGCGGUGGAGACCACACUUCGGGAGACCCAGGAGGAGAACGAUGAGUUCCGACGACGCAUCCUGGGUCUGGAGCAGCAGCUGAAGGAGACACGAGGCCUGGCGGAAGGUGGGGAAGUGGCGGAGGCACGGCUUCGGGACCGGCUGCAGCGAGUGGAGGCUGAGAAGCAGCGACUGGAGGAAGCUCUGAAUGCAGCUCAGGAGGAGGAGGGCAACCUGGCCGCGGCCAAGCGGGCUCUGGAGUUGAGGCUAGAUGAGGCCCAGCGGGGGCUGACCCGCAUGGGGCAGGAGCAGCAGGUGCUGACUCGCACCCUAGAGGAGGAGGCCAGGCAGCGGGAGGUGCUCCGCCGGGGCAAGGCUGAGCUGGAGGAGCAGAAGCGCUUGCUGGACAGGACUGUGGAGCGGCUGAACAAAGAGCUGGAGCAGAUUGGGGACGAUUCCAAGCAAGCCCUGCAGCAGCUGCAGAGCCAACUGGAGGAUUAUAAGGAAAAGGCCCGGCGGGAAGUGGCUGAUGCCCAGCGCCAGGCCAAGGAGUGGGCCAGCGAGGCUGAGAAGUCUUCUGGGGGCUUCAACCGGCUGCAGGAUGAGACCCAGAGGCUGCGACAGGCCCUGCAGGAAUCCCAGGCCGAUCGGGAUACGGCUCGGCUGGACAAAGAGCUGCUGGCCCAGAGACUGCAGGGACUAGAGCAGGAGGCAGAGAAUAAAAAGCGCUCCCAGGAUGACAGGACCCGGCAACUCAAGAGCCUUGAGGAGAAGGUGUCCCGGCUGGAGGCAGAGCUGGAUGAGGAGAGAAGCACCGUGGAGCUGCUGACAGAGAGGAUGAACCGUGGCCGAGACCAGGUGGACCAGCUGAGGACAGAACUCAUGCAGGAGAGAUCCAGUAGGCAGGACCUGGAGUGCGACAAGAUCUCUCUGGAGAGACAGAACAAAGACCUGAAGAGUCGGCUGGCUAGUUCUGAAGGUUUCCAGAAGCCUAGUGCCAACCUGUCUCAGCUCGAAUCCCAGAACCGGGAGUUGCAGGAGCGGCUCCAGUCAGAAGAGAGGGAGAAGAGUGUCCUACAGUCUAGCAACCGGAAGCUGGAGAGAAAAGUGAAGGAGCUGUCCAUCCAGAUUGAUGACGAGCGGCAGCAUGUCAAUGACCAGAAGGACCAGCUCAGCCUGAGGGUGAAGGCUCUGAAGAGGCAGGUAGACCAAGCUGAAGAGGAAAUUGAGCGUCUGGAUGGCCUGAGGAAGAAGGCCCAGCGUGAGCUGGAGGAACAGCAUGAAGUGAACGAGCAGCUCCAGGCCCGCAUCAAAGCCCUGGAGAAGGAUUCCUGGCGCAAAACUACCCGCUCGGCGGCUGAGUCCACCCUCCAGCAUGAGGGACUAAGCUCAGAUGAAGAAUUUGACAGCGUCUAUGACCCCAGUUCCAUCGCCUCGCUGCUGACAGAGAGCAACCUGCAGACCAGCUCCUGCUAGCUGGUGACCCACAGGCACCCAGAACCCAGACCCCAGGCCUUGUCUGGCCUGCCCUGCUCUUCCUGUCUGGCCUGUACCUCUCAUUCCUGUGGGGACUCCCCACUGUUAAGAUACAAGCCUGGGAUGGGUGUCAGUGAAUAGAGGUGAUAGCUGUCUCUAUCACCUCAUGAUAGUGGUUGGACUCUCCCUUUCCUUUGGAGGAGCCAGUAUUUCAGGCCACCUGAACCCUCCCCUUAAGUGUCCACACCUCCCUCUGCUCCUGCUUAGGGGUGGGAGGGGCAGCCUAGAGGCUGAGGGGACAUGAGUAAGGUUAGAAGGGCUAGAAAUAACCGUGUGCACAAAGCUUGCUUUCUUUAGCCAUAACCCUCAGGCUCAGGGAAACACCCUUUGUGGUUCCCUUUCUCUGGACUCCUGCAGUCCAUUUUACACCCUCUCUGGGGCAGGGUGACAUAGACAGUAGACACGUUCCACCCACUUCUCAGAUGCACCUGUUUGCACAGUCAUGAUGCUAGGUGAUAGCCCCCACGAUCCCCAGUCCCCUUCAUGCUCCCUUUCUCAUCUUCCCCACCCCACUUGCCUUCUUUCCCUCCAGUGCCUUAUCUAGGGCCAGAAGACAAGGGUGCGCUCCUGCCUUUUACCACCCUGUACAUUAAUACCUCUCCAGGGGCCAGCCUUUCAUUGCUGCCCCAGUGACAGGCAGAGAGCUGCCAGCUUCUCUGCCAGUGAGCCCCCAGGAGAGGGCCCCUGGUGGAGACACAAUGUGCUAUAAGGACCCUGUUCUGCUCAGGAUUCCAGUUUCCCUUAGUCCCCUCUGUGACUGCAGGUGUGCUCUGGGGAACCCUGGCCAUGUAUAUAUACACAUUCAGGAAGCAAUAGUUUCACCUGUGGCUCCUCUGACUGGCUGGGCCUAGCUUCACUGAGCAGCUGAAGGCCCUUCAACAUCUUGGGACCUUGCACUCAAUGACACAGGGCUGCCUGCCUGAGCCAGAGGCUACCUCUUGGUAGAAACAGGCAAGAAGCAAUGGAGGUGUUUAGUCCUCCUUUGGGUUUGGGGGGAGAGCCAACUCCUGGGGGUGGGGUGGGGAGAUUGAUGAUUUACCUCUUUUACUUCCUAAGCAGACUCUGUAAGGAGCUGGGGGGGGGGGCAAAGAAGGCUGUUAUCCCCAAUGACUUGUAAUUUCAUGAUUAACAAGAAAAAUCCUCUGUUCUGCAGAUCCGUUAUGUUCUACUAAUAUAAUCACACCUUGAUUUUAUUUAAAUGAUAUAUUAAAAUUAUAUGUC